Eucalyptus grandis is the source of this 2855-nucleotide messenger RNA. Its product is annotated as putative disease resistance protein RGA3. Gene Ontology annotation, molecular function: ADP binding. Gene Ontology annotation, biological process: defense response to other organism. Lineage: Eukaryota; Viridiplantae; Streptophyta; Magnoliopsida; Myrtales; Myrtaceae. The record is from RefSeq and is a predicted model, not a curated record. The transcript is spliced from 2 exons. The coding region runs from base 64 to 2598 and encodes 844 amino acids.
AGUUAGUUCCAGCAUAGCGCUUAUGCCAAACCUUCUCACAAACCAAUAACACCAAUCACAACCAUGACUGAGGUCGUCUCGAGCAUCCUUGGACCUCUUUUAGAAAAACUAGCUUCACCAGCUAUUGAAGAAAUUCAACUGUUAUGUGGCAUUAAGGAUGACCAAGAGAAGCUCAAGCGCAAGUUAGAGAUGAUUCAGAACGUGCUUGCCGAUGCUGAGCAGAAGCAAACAAAAGAGGCAGCUGUGAGGCUUUGGUUGUUGAAGCUUAAAAACUUUUGCUAUGAUAUUGAGGAUGCGCUAGAUGAAUUUGAAACCAGGGCCUUGUGGAGGCGGGUGAGGUUGAAUGAGCACUUGACCCUCAAAAGGAAGGUAUGCUACUUGUCCUCGUGGCUAUCCAACUUCAUUUUCCAAUUUAAGAUGGCACAUAAAAUGAAAGAAUUGAGAAAGAGACUCGAUGGGAUCAAUAAAGAGCAAACUAAGUUCAACUUGUCGAGUGAUGUUCAUGAAAAGGCUAUAGUUCCAUGGAGAGAAACUCAUUCUUUUGCACUUGCUUCGAAAGUGAUUGGAAGGAACAAAGAAAAGGAAGAAAUAAUAGAGCUGUUGAUAGGGUCAAAUGAUCGUAGACCUAAAAUGAUAGCAGUAAUUCCUAUUCUUGGAAUGGGAGGUAGUGGAAAGACGACUCUCGCUAAAUUGGUAUACAGUGAUGAUAGGGUUAAAAAACAUUUUGAUUGUAAAAUUUGGUUAUCCAUGCCAGUACAAUUCGAUAUUACGAAGAUAGUAAGAGACAUCAUCGAGUCUCUUGGCGACAAAGAAAAAUAUGAUAAAUUUGACAUGUUGCAAAAUCGCCUAAGAAGUAUGGUGGAGAACAAAAGGUGUUUGUUCAUAAUGGAUGAUGUGCGGGAAGUAACGCAAGAGGCUUGGGACAAAUUGACAAAGUUGUUAGAAGGCGUUUUCGAAGGGAGUAAAGUCAUCGUGACUUCACAAAAUAAAUCGAUUGCCUCAAUCAUGGGCACUGUCCCCCCACAUAAUUUGGCCAACCUUUCACAAGAGGAUUCUUUGACCUUAUUUGUGGAGUACGCAUUUGUUCAAGGCCAAGAGAAGAAUCACCUAGACCUUAUGGUAAUUGGUAAGGAAAUCGUGACCAAGUGCAGGGGAAAUCCUAUGGCGGUGAAGGCCUUGGGAAGCUUGUUGUAUUCGACAAAAAAUCGGAGCGAUUGGGAAUAUGUAAGAGAUAGUGAGAUGUGGCAAUUACAAAUUGAAAUUUUAGCUUCUUUGAGAAUAAGCUACGAUCUGAUGCCGUCUCACUUGAAACGAUGUUUCGCUUAUUGCUCGAUAUUUCCGAAGAACCACAAGUUCGACAGCAUUAAUUUGAUCCAACUGUGGAUCUCGAACGGGCUUAUCCAAUCCAAUGGAAAUAAUCAGGAGCUGGAAGAGAUUGGACAACAAUACUUGGAGGAGCUGAUGUCGAGAUCCUUCUUUGAUGUUGUCGAGGACAUUGACCUUCUCCUGACCUUCGAAAUGCACGACCUCAUCUACGAACUUGCCAUUUCUGUGGCACAAACUGAAUCGUCCAACAUCAAAGUGUGGACACAAGAUAUUUCCUCAACAACUCAGCAUAUAUCAUUUCCUGACCCAUCUGGUGUACCAAAAGAUGAACUAAGCAGCUGCUUGAGCAAACUGAGCCGCGUCCGUACCAUCAUGUGUGAGGAGUUGGGAUCCUCUGCCUCUGCGAGGUUCUUUCUGGAGACAUGCAUUUCGCGAUUCAAGCACUUGCGAGCCUUAUGGCUACGGGGCUCUAGCUUUGACCUAUUGCCUGCUUCCAUUGGCAAUCUAAAGCAUUUGAGGUUUCUUAGUUUAAAGGGCAACGGUAAUAUCAAGAAACUCCCCAAAUCAGUAUGCGAGCUUCGCAAUCUGCAGACCUUAGAUCUUGGUGGGUGCAAGGACCUUGAGGAAUUGCCUGCAAACAUCAAGAAUAUGAUCAACCUCCGUGUUUUGAUAAUAACCACGAAUCAGCGGCGUUUCCCGGAGAGUGGCAUAGGAUGCUUGACCUCUCUGCGAUGGUUAGCCAUUGUAAGGUGCGAGAAUUUGGAGGCUUUGUUCGAUGAUAUCCAAUUGCUUACAUCGCUCCAUAUGUUGAUCAUUGGAGAAUGUCCGAAGUUGGCUUCCUUACCACAAGGCAUCAAGAAUCUGAAGGCAUUGGAGCGUCUCUGCAUUUAUUACUGCAAGAGCCUGAGGCUGCCAGAGGGCGAAAGUAAUGAGCCGGACUCCAUGUCGAGACUUCAAUCCUUCACGCUCGCGGAAUUACCGGAACUGGUUUCAUUGCCUGGAUGGCUUGAAGGUUCUACAAGUACGCUGCAGAGCGUAACAAUUGUGGGUUGUCCAAACUUGCGUGCAUUGCCCGAGUGGUUGCAAAAUUGUUCUUCUCUGAGAACACUGGAGAUUCAAGACUGUCCUGAAUUGUCCUCUCAUGGCAUUUGCCUCAUCCCCACAUUGACAGAGCUGCGGAUAAUUAAUUGCGGGAAAUUGGGCAGUUGGGAGAAGACUCAGAAGAGCAUAGUGGAGAAGACCCAGAAGAUGAUAAUAGACAAGAAUGUUUAAAACUGAUCCAUCGAAACAAUCAUUUCCACGAGAGCUGUAGACAAUUUAUUUGCGGGGGAAUUGAGCAAGAACACCAAUGUUUGAAGAAGAAGAUAAUUGCGAAUAAAUAUCUAAAUAUGUGUAUGUUGUCCCAUAAGAUAUUUUCUUACAAGAAUGUGAGUGGUAAUGUCUAGCUAACAGCUUGGCCACUCUAAAAAUAUCUAGAAAGAUAUCUUUUUAGAAAUAUCUGUUUACUUAUGAGUGUGUAAAGAAUUCUC